UUGUCAGUUCCUAAUAUGUAUAAAUACGUAAAAUAAAUACAUAAAAUUAAAUUGGAAGUUCAACAAAUGCUGUUUAAAGCAAAAUAUUAACACAAAAUGUUUUUAACAUUAUUAUUAACAUGCCUUGUUAAUAAAAUAAUUGCGGUAGUGUUGUUAGUAACAGUGAUUGUAGUUAGUGUAAGGAUUUAUUUAUGGAAUUAUCUUAGAAUGUGUUAUUAUGCAUCCAAACUUCCUGGCCCACCAGCUUAUCCAAUUAUUGGAAAUGGAGAAUUGUUAUUUGGAUCUCAUGAAGAAGUGUCACAUAACUUAUUAGAUAUGUGUCUUCAGUAUCAAAAAUCGCUGAUACGAUUGUGGUUAGGCCCAAUACCAUUAGUUUUAACAUUAGACCCAAGAGCUAUUCAAGAAGUCUUAAAUAAUCCAAAUGCUUUAGAAAAAUCAUUCGUACAUAAAAUAGUAUGGAACACUACAAUGGGAAAAUCAAUUUUCACAUCUGAGGUGCCAGAAUGGAAACAUCAUCGGGGAAUUAUAGUGAAAGGUUUUAGUCCAAUCAUUUUAAAAUCAUAUUUUAAAAUAUUUGUGGAAAAGAUAAAUAUUUUAAGUGAAAACUUGGAUUUCGAAUUAAAUAAAGAAACAUCGUUUGAUAUAUUUAAGUAUUUAUCAAGAACUACUGUGGAUUCAGUUUGUGGAUCAACAAUGGGUGUAAAUAUUAACUCCCAUAAACAUAGUGAAUCUUACUUUGAUGCUACACACAGACUACUUUAUUUCGUGGUAGUAAGACUCUUCAAUGUAUUUAAAAUUCCUACUUUAUUUUAUCGAUUUACAGAAGAUUAUAAAAUAGCAUCCAAAUGCAGUAAAAUUGUUCGUGAAUUCACUGAAAAAAUUAUUGCGGAGAAGAGAAACAAAUACGAAAAAAUCGAUAAUAAUUUAAUUGAUGUUAAAGCAAACAAGAAAAAUGAAUACAAAAAACCAUUAUUGGAAUUUUUAAUGGAUUUUACUAAAAAUAACGAACAAUUCACUGAUGCACAACUUCGUGACGAAGUUAACUUCAUUAUUUUUGCGGCUUACGAAACAUCAGCAAAUGCUCUAAGCUAUGUUUUAUUAAAUUUGGCUGCACACAAGGACAUACAAACUAAAGUGUACAACGAAAUAUUGGAUGUUCUUGGGGAAAAUAAUGGAGACUCAAUCAAAUUUGAUGAUUUACCAAAACUGAAAUACAUGGAAAUGGUUAUUAAAGAAUCAAUGCGAAGGUACUCAACAGUCCCAUUUAUGGGAAGGCAGGCGACUCAGGAUAUCAAAAUUGGUGAUUAUACAAUUGCAAAAGGUGUCAUUAUAACAAUUCCAAUAAUAGCUGUACAUUUAAAUAAAAAUUAUUGGGAAAAUCCACUAAAAUUUGAUCCAGAACGUUUUACACCAGAAAAUAUAAAAAAUCGUCAUCCUUACGCUUAUAUUCCAUUUAGUGCUGGUCCAAGAAAUUGUAUUGGUAUUCGAUAUGCAUGGAUCGUUAUGAAAAUAACUUUAGCCACAUUAUUAAGUCGAUACGAAUUUCAUACCGAUUUAAAUUUGGAUGAAUUACGUUUCCAAUUUAAUGUAUCUUUGACAUUGGUAAAUGGGCAUCAGAAAGUUCCGAAUUAAAAUUCAAAAAAACAAACAUUCAAACGUGAUUUCUAUUGCAUCAUUUUACUGAUAUUUGCAAAAAUAAUUAGGUCCCCAACAUAAAACCGCAAACCUGUUUAGCCC
Chrysoperla carnea is the source of this 1737-nucleotide messenger RNA. RefSeq names its product cytochrome P450 4C1-like. Gene Ontology annotation, molecular function: heme binding; oxidoreductase activity, acting on paired donors, with incorporation or reduction of molecular oxygen; monooxygenase activity. Lineage: Eukaryota; Metazoa; Arthropoda; Insecta; Neuroptera; Chrysopidae. The transcript has 10 exons. The record is from RefSeq and is a predicted model, not a curated record. Bases 97 to 1632 code for a protein of 511 amino acids.